AUGCCAGAUCGAGACGGGAGGCUGCAAUGCUCGUCGAGCAAGCGCGUCACAGCACGAUCGCUCCUGUCUGUUUUCCUACUGUUUUCCGCCACAGAUGCUAUCCAGUUACCUCAACUGCCCUCUAGUAAUCCUGUGCCGACAGGCUCUCAUUCAUUCACUCUUAGACACAUUUUCCAUCGAGGAACCUAUCAGCAUCCAGACUUGCACAAGAGACUCGACAUCCCUCCUACAGAUCAGCUUGCAUUUGCCUAUAGCGACGAUGUGUCCGACUAUACCACGCCUCCACCCCGACUACAGGUCCAGUCCGAUCACUACCAGAUUGAAAGAUUAGUUGACAGAGACUGGGCAUCGGUGGAAAAGCAUCUAGACUAUGCGGGCAUUACGGGGGUGCCGGCUCCUCUGGACACAUCAUAUUGGACCAUGGACGACGUUCCUGGUCCAGACACGACCGACAAGGAAACAGUAAUCAAUCUGGCUUACAUGGCCGCGAACUCAUACGUACCAGAUGUCAAUGAUGGGGAGUGGAGUAACGUAAGCAUGGGCUACAACCACUCGACACCUUUCGGCUGGGAAGGAGACGGACUUCGAGGACACAUCUUUGCAGACGAGAAUAACAAAACCAUUAUCGUAGGCCUCAAGGGAACAUCCCCUGCAGUCUUUGACGGGGACGGUACUACGACAAGAGACAAGCUUAAUGACAACCUCUUCUUCAGUUGCUGUUGUGCUCAAGGCGGCCAAUACUUCUGGAGGCAGGUAUGUGACUGCCAAACGGGUACAUACUCCUGCAACUCGACAUGCCUGGUUAAAGCACUCAAGAGCAAGACCAGAUACUAUCAGGCUUCGAUUGACCUGUACAAUAACGUAACAGAGUUGUACCCUGACUCAAACGUGUGGAUCGUGGGCCAUUCGUUGGGCGGAGCCGUCUCUAGCUUGUUAGGCCUGACGUUUGGCCUCCCAGUGGUCACUUUCGAGGCACCAGGUGAUGACCUUGCAGCAAAAAGGCUCGGCCUGCCAGUCCCACCACGAGGUCUUCAAGGUCCUGAUCCACCAAAUCGAGGCAAAUACACUGGCGCUCGUCAUUUCGGCCAUACUGCUGACCCUGUUUUCAUGGGCACAUGCAAUGGUGCCACCGCGACUUGCACUUUGGGCGGAUAUGCAAUGGAGUCUCAAUGUCACACAGGGCUCCAAUGUGUGUACGAUACUGUCAAUGACUAUGGUUGGCGAGCUGGUAUUGGUUACCACAAGAUUCAUAAUGUGAUCGAUUCAGUAAUCAAGAAAUACAAAGAGCUGCCGAGAUGUGAGGCCGAUAACGAGUGCAGAGACUGCUUCAACUGGAAGUACUACGAAAGUAAUGGCACUGAAGGCACCACCACAACAAAGACAGCCACGACUACGAAAGCCACCUACACAAGAACAUCGACUUGCAAGACGCCUGGAUGGUGGGGUUGCUUGGACGGAAGUACAACCUCCAGCCAUCCAGUCGUAACGACAACCUAUACAACCACAACCUGCCUCACUCCCGGUUGGUUUGGAUGUAACGAGUCGGCGAAUCUGACAGUGACCACGACUACUGCUGCUCCUACAACCACAUCGUCAACGACUGGAUCCAUCUUGCCAACAACGACAUGCAAACCUGGCUGGUUUGGCGGUCAUUGUGAGUCUACCACGAUCACACGCACCCCACGUUCGACGCCUACCCAGACAAGCUCAGAUACUGAAACCUGCAAGACACCCGGCUUGUUCUUCGGCUGCUGGGACGAUCCGGACGAGCACAAGCCUUCUGCCUCAUCAUUCUCAAGUCAUUCGAGCAAAUUUCGGACGAUAACGCCGCCGCCUGCAACCACAGCGACUGCUACGAGAACGCACACAAUCAUCCCGAGCACAACGAGCACGAGAAUACCGAAAGGGCGAAAGUGCAAGCACCCUGCCCUUUUCGGAUUAAUUUGCUUGGACAGUAGCAGUGCUACUUAUGAGACGGACGACGGUAGCAGGCAAGAUGAAGCCGGCGACCACGCUAGUGAGCUAUGA
This is a messenger RNA of Lithohypha guttulata, 2028 nucleotides long. It is a transcript of the gene ATG15, whose product is annotated as putative lipase atg15. Gene Ontology annotation, biological process: neutral lipid catabolic process; multivesicular body membrane disassembly; piecemeal microautophagy of the nucleus. The coding region runs from base 1 to 2028 and encodes 675 amino acids. NCBI's taxonomy places the organism in Eukaryota, Fungi, Ascomycota, Eurotiomycetes, Chaetothyriales, Trichomeriaceae. Gene Ontology annotation, molecular function: glycerophospholipase activity. The record is from RefSeq and is a predicted model, not a curated record. Gene Ontology annotation, cellular component: membrane. The transcript has a single exon.